This is a messenger RNA of Tachysurus vachellii, 577 nucleotides long. Its product is annotated as calcium uniporter protein, mitochondrial-like. NCBI's taxonomy places the organism in Eukaryota, Metazoa, Chordata, Actinopteri, Siluriformes, Bagridae. Gene Ontology annotation, biological process: calcium import into the mitochondrion; mitochondrial calcium ion homeostasis. Bases 45 to 458 code for a protein of 137 amino acids. Gene Ontology annotation, cellular component: uniplex complex; mitochondrial inner membrane. The transcript is spliced from 3 exons. Gene Ontology annotation, molecular function: calcium channel inhibitor activity. The record is from RefSeq and is a predicted model, not a curated record.
UUAUUUAUUCGUACACCUGUAAUAUAUUAUUUUUGUGUAUUUAGAUGAGGGCCCAUCUUGACAGGAAGGCCGAGCACAGUUCUUUGCGUGCUGUCUGGGCGGGUUUGGCUCUGCUCACGGUUCAGGGUGGAGCUCUGGCCUGGCUCACAUGGUGGGUUUACUCCUGGGACAUCAUGGAGCCUGUCACCUACUUCAUCACCUACGGCACCAGCAUGGGGGUCUACGCCUACUACGUUCUCACCAAGCAGGACUAUGUUUAUCCAGAUGCAAAAGAUAGACAGUUCCUGCAUUACUUCUACAAUGGUGUCAAAAAACAGAAGUUCAACGUGGAGAAAUACAACACACUCAAAGACGAGCUGGCUUCGGUAGAGAAAGACUUGCGACGUUUGCGAAACCCAAAUCGACUCCAACUGCCUGUUGAGCAAAUCGAGCCCAACAGUCAUGCCGCACUUCCCUAAACAUAGAGCUUAAUACUGGUGUUAUUUAUAAUACUGAUUAUAGACUUUUAGAAAACACCAUAUUAUUUGGAUCAACCAAAUAUUUAAAAUAAAGCACUUAUACUGGAUUCAUCCUUCAA